AUGUCCCUGAAGCUUCGUCUCUCUCUAGCAUGUGCUCUCUUCGGAUGUCUGGCCACUUGCGCGCCGGGCGCUCCGACUGUUUGGCAACCUGCAGUUGGCGCAAAAUGGGAUAUCAACCUCCUCGGCGACGUCAAUAUCGCUACAGUAUCUGCUGAUAUAUUCGACUUUGAUCUUUUCGACAACACCGGAAACACUCUUGACGUGAACAAACUAGACACUACCAAGAUUGACGCCUUACACAAGGCUGGCAAGAAAGUUAUCUGCUACUUCAGCGCUGGUUCGUACGAGAGCUGGCGACCUGAUGUUGGGAGUUUUAAGUGGGGUGAUUGGGGCUCACCUCUUGAUGGCUGGGCUGGGGAGUAUUGGCUUAACCUCAGGAGUCCUAAUGUUGCUAGCAUCAUGCGGAAGCGUAUUGCCCUUGCUGCAAGGGCUGGGUGCGACGCUAUUGACCCUGAUAAUAUGGAUGCCUAUGAAAAUGUUAAUGGGAUGGGAAUGACGAGGCAGGAUUCCAUCAACUUCAUGAGAAACGUUUUAGCCCCUGCCGCGAGCGCCGCUGGUCUUGCCAUUGGUCUUAAGAAUGGUGGCAGCAUUAUCUCAUCCGUGCUUGACGUUGUCCAAUUCGAAAUUAACGAGCAAUGUGCUGAGUACGCAGAAUGCAGCACCUACUUGCCCUUUAUCAAGGCUGGCAAGCCUGUCUUCCACAUCGAGUACCCCGGUGGCGAUAGUGCCACCCCGACUGUACUCAGGACCUCGCAAUUGGUCCAGUACUGCAGCUUUGAUCUCGCAGGAACUGAUAUUUCCAAAUUCAGCACUGUUCUGAAAACGCUGAGUCUGAACAGGUUUCUCCAGACUUGUGACGGCAAGGUCAAAUACGUUUAA
Molecule: messenger RNA, 879 nt
Organism: Clonostachys solani
Lineage: Eukaryota; Fungi; Ascomycota; Sordariomycetes; Hypocreales; Bionectriaceae
Source: the annotation of a GenBank genome assembly